This is a messenger RNA of Cuscuta epithymum, 1390 nucleotides long. NCBI's taxonomy places the organism in Eukaryota, Viridiplantae, Streptophyta, Magnoliopsida, Solanales, Convolvulaceae. The record is from the annotation of a GenBank genome assembly.
UGUUUGGGCCCUUUUCGAUAAAAAUUCCCCUAGUAAUCUGUACGAUGGCUGCAAUAGACGGAGGUUCGUUGGAGUUGGGAGUUUCUACACCGUUCUAUCCUCCGCCCGAGGAGAAACCGAAGACUGAAACAGACGUAGGAUCUGACUGUGUCUCGAACAAAGUAGCAGAUGUAUUUUACAUCGCAGGAAGAAGAUUCCGCAGAGCCUACCUGAAAGAUGAGGAAUUUCAACGACAGUCCCUUCUUUUUGAAGACCAAUUCGUCCGGAGCGAGGGUUUUGAAAUAGACUGGGAUCAAUUUGACUACUUGUUCAAUAGUCAUAAUCUGGCUUGGGCGGGACCUCUCUACGAUGACAUGACCAAUGAGGAGUUAGUCCAGAGCCUGAUACGUCAAGCCAUUGAAGAGCACAAUGAAGAGAAUGGAACCAAUCUGGAGUUUGUUCGGCAAGUGAAAACUAAUUUCUGGAAUUGUGCUGGUUACUUGUUUUGGAUAACAUUUGAAGCCAGAGAUUUGUCAUCUAAUAAUCCAGAUACGAAACUUUACCAAACUAAGGUGUGGAAAUUUAAUGAUGAGGUUGAGGUUUCUUUAUUCAGGGAAAGGCCCACAGACGAAGAAAUUGCUUCUGUGCAUGUGGAGAUUCCAGAAUAUGAGUGCUUCAAGUUAGCUAGGUAUUGUUUCUUGUUUCACGAAUACUGAUCUGUUUGAUGUGUUGGGACAUCAGACAAAUUUCUAUAUUAUUGAAUAGCUGCUGCUAAAAUAAGACAUGAUUGGCUAGAAGAGGCACGUUGAAUGACUAGAAGAGGCCAUGACCCUAAGAACUGGAUUGCAAAUGGUAUUAACGGCUAUAAUAAUAAUAAUAAUUGUGAUAAUUAUAGCAAUAACUAUAAUUAUAUUAAAAUUAUUAUAAAAUAUUGUAUAAUAGCUUCCUCUUACCCCGCACUUCGAUUAAAUUUGAAAUAUCAAAGAUUUGUUAUGCUUGCAAUUUUUCGAUCACAGAAAUUGCUCCUGUGGACCUGGACUUUACCGAGUAUGAUUGCUUCAAGUUAGCUAGGUAAGCCCAAACAUUGCCGCGUUGAAUGUCCAGAAGGGGCCAGGACCGUAAGAAGUGGAUUGCAAACGGUGUUAACGGCUAUAAUUAUAAUUAUUGUUAUACUUAUAGCAAUAAUCAUAAUUAUAUAAUAAUAAUAAUAAUUAUUAUUAUUAUUAUUAUUAUUAUUAUUAUUGUAUAAUUAUCAUCAUUAUUAUUGUUGUAUGUCUUAUCAUUUAAGCACUUGAAGUCAUGUAUCCCUUGAGUUUAUGUUUCUAUAUGAAUCAUGUUAGUAAACUUCCAGACUUGAACCAAGAAGACCAAUGUUUCGUGGUUAACUUGUACAUCAUAAGCAACUUUGAAC